AUGACGAGAACAAGCAAUGCAAGUUCUCCAGCAGUCUUUAUACUCCUGGGCUUCUCUGCACGACCCUCCCUUGAACCUAUCCUUUUCUUGCUUGUCUCUAUUUUUUAUGUGGUUUCAAUUGUGGGCAAUAGCAUCAUCAUUCUGGUAUCAUGCAUGGAUGUGCGGCUCCACACUCCCAUGUACUUCUUCCUCACUAACCUCUCCUUCCUGGACAUUAGCUUUAUCACAAGUAUUGUCCCACAACUCCUGGUCAACCUGUGGGGACCACAGAAAACCAUAAGCUAUGGAGGUUGUGUGGUCCAAUUCUACGUCUCUCAUUGGCUGGGAGCAACAGAGUGUGUUCUCCUGGCAGUCAUGUCCUAUGAUCGCUAUGCUGCCAUCUGCAGGCCCCUCCACUACACUGCAAUCAUACAUCCACAGCUUUGUGCGGGCCUGGCCUUUAUUUCAUGGUUUGGAGGUUUCAUCACCAGCAUGGUGGGCUCCACACUCACCAUGCUGCUACCACUGUGUGGAAAAAAUCAUAUCGAUCACUUUUUUUGUGAGAUGCCCCUCAUUAUGCAAUUAGCUUGUGUGGACACCAGCCUCAAUGAGCUAGAGAUGUACCUGGCCAGUUUUAUCUUUGUUGUCUUGCCUCUGGGUCUUAUUUUGAUCUCAUAUGGUCACAUUGCUCGUGCUGUGUUGAAGAUCAAGUCGGCAGAAGGGCGAAGGAAGGCAUUCAACACUUGCUCUUCCCAUGUGGCAGUGGUAUCCCUGUUUUAUGGGAGCAUCAUCUUCAUGUACCUCCAGCCAGCCAAGAGCAACUCUCACGAGAAAGGAAAGUUCAUAGCGCUCUUCUACACUGUAGUCACCCCGAUGCUGAACCCACUGAUUUACACACUGAGGAACAAGGACGUGAAGAGAGCCCUCAGGCAUAUUUUAUUAGAGAAAUGCUGUGGUUUUGCAGUGAAAUGA
Molecule: messenger RNA, 951 nt
Organism: Echinops telfairi (small Madagascar hedgehog)
Lineage: Eukaryota; Metazoa; Chordata; Mammalia; Afrosoricida; Tenrecidae
Product: olfactory receptor 2C3
Exons: 1
Coding region: 1-951 (316 amino acids)
Biological process (GO): G protein-coupled receptor signaling pathway
Cellular component (GO): membrane
Molecular function (GO): olfactory receptor activity; G protein-coupled receptor activity
Source: RefSeq, a predicted model, not a curated record